AAUCUCUUAUCUUUGUGUAUUUAUUUUCCUUUAAAGGGUUUUAGACUUAAGAGUGGCUAGGGUUCUUCUAUUUUAGGGAUUUGCAAGGGAUUAUCAGAUCAUUUAAAAAAAAGAGAGAGGAAAAUACAAGCAAACAAACAUGGGAGGCAAAGGAAGGAGAAGGAGAGAGAAGAAUUAUAGAGCUGCUCAUGGUGGUCCGGCCAGACUCCCUCCGCCUCCUGAUCCCUCCCAAGUCGAGGCUUUACCUUCUAAACUCCGCAAAAUCAUGUCCUUCACCACAGAUUCUCCUCCUCACGGUGAGCAUAAAGCAGAAGAAGGGAAUGCUGAGAAAAAAAAAAACCGAGCGGUGAAUGAAGUUAAGUUGAAAGCUAAUGAGAUCAAAGAUGGAGGCAAUGAUAAGCAUUUGAAGAAAUCUCAAGAUUCAGAUAGCGGCGAAGGUACGAUGCGGAAUAGCAAAGGUGGGAAGAAAAAUAAGAAAAGAAAGAGGAAUCAAGUAACUGAUCUCCGGUUUGAAGCAACGGCUGAUAAGUUAGCUAGCAGUUCUAAACGGCGGGAGCGCAAGAAAAAGUAUUUUGAAGCAAAGAAGAAAAAGCAUAAGAGUGCUAGAACAGAAGAGAAUCUAGAGUUUCCUGGAAGAGAGCACGUAAAAUUUGGAGAUGUGGUUGAAGCUCCACCGAAGUUGGUUACGGUACCCAAGGGAUCAACGGCCUUACUCGAUGCUUCAAAGGAGAGGCUUAGGUUACGGGCUAUUGAGGCUUAUAGGAAUCGCAAAGGAUGGAGGUCAAGACCAGGGGCGCCUCAACUACCUCCAGUGACUACAUGAAAUUUCAUUCAACACUGUUUCUACUUCAAGUGUAUGCAUCCAUUGACAUUGUCCAUUUGUUUAAGCUGGCUUAACUAUAAGCUGUCCACUUGUAUGAGUGAUCAUCCUGUUGUUGAUUCUGAGCUCAAUUUUGUUAAAGAUGAUAUGUCUUUGAUUUUGUUGAAUUGUAGCAACAUAUAUUACCCAUAAUUAAUUCACUACAUGCAUAUGGCAGUUCUCUC
This is a messenger RNA of Gossypium raimondii (Peruvian cotton), 1044 nucleotides long. RefSeq lists its product as uncharacterized. The record is from RefSeq and is a predicted model, not a curated record. The coding region runs from base 140 to 823 and encodes 227 amino acids. Lineage: Eukaryota; Viridiplantae; Streptophyta; Magnoliopsida; Malvales; Malvaceae. The transcript has 5 exons.